GUAUAUUGGAGACAAUUCAGAGCAAGGUCAAAGACUCCUGUUCUUCUUCUGGAAGGUGUUUGGUGUCAGCAGUCACUGCCAAAGUGCCGAUCCUUUCUUGGCUGCCCGCUUAUGAUGUUCGAUCUUCCUUGUUCGGGGAUGUUGUGUCUGGCAUUACUGUAGCCAUUAUGCAUAUUCCACAAGGAAUGGCUUAUGCACUGCUUGCUGGGCUGCCUCCCAUUGCUGGCAUAUAUAUGGCAUUUUUCCCUGUUCUUAUAUACGCAUUACUGGGCACUUCACGACAUUGCUCGAUGGGUAGCUUUGCUGUAGUUUGUCUGAUGACGGGAAAACUCGUAGAAGAGUUAGCUACUCUGCCAGACAAUGAGAAAGACUCAAGAGUUGAUGGCAACUUUACUGAGAGUCUGCCCACCAACCAAACCACCAUGCUGACAUAUACUGGGAGUCUAUCCACCAACCACACCACAACACUCAUGUAUACCGAGAACCUACCCACAACUACUCUGACGUAUACCACAACUCUACCCACCAACCACACCCCUGUGCUGACAUAUACUCCCAGUCAGGUGGCAGCUGUUGUAACUCUCAUGAACGGAAUUAUUGAGAUAUUGCUGGGAGUGUUGCAGCUGGGCAGUCUGUGUGUCUUCCUCUCAGACAUGUUGGUGUCUGGCUUCACCACGGGAGCAGCUGUUCACGUCUUCACAUCACAAAUUAAAUACCUUUUUGGUAUCAGAGUGCAGAGAUACAGCGGCCCAUUCAAAAUAAUAUAUACGGUUAAAGAUAUUGUGCGACAGUUACCAAGCUCCAACCCAGCUGCCAUGAUUAUCUCUGCUGUCUCGAUCACUGUUCUCACACUCAGCAAUGAAAUUAUCAAGCCGUGGUUCUCCAAGAUCUCGAAGAUUCCCAUACCCUUUGAACUCCUCGCUGUGAUUGUUGGAACACUGGUGUCUUACUUCACCGACCUUCACCACAACUAUAACAUCAGGGUGGUGGGGCACAUUCCCACAGGAAUACCCGAGCCCAGAGCACCACCUUUUGAGCUGAUGUCUGCCGUAGCUGUCGGCUCCUUUGUCAUCAGCAUUGUCUCCUACACAGUCUCUUUCUCCAUGGCCAAGAUUUUCGCUAAACGGAGAAACUACAAUGUGGAUGCCACUCAGGAACUGUAUGCUCUGGGUGUAAGCAAUGUAUUUGGGUCAUUCUUCGGGUGUGCCCCCAUAUCUGCAUCACUCUCUCGCUCAUUAAUUCAAGAAACAAUGGGUGGUGUGACACAGAUCACCUCUUACGUCUCCUGCUGCCUCCUCCUCAUCAUCAUGCUCUUCAUUGGUCCAGCCUUUGAAACUCUCCCAAAUUGGUACUAUCUUCCAUUUAUUGUGGUGGCUUUGAAAGGGAUGUUUUUGCAAGUUGACGAUUUGCGGAAGGUGUGGGCUGUGUCUCGUGCUGACGCCCUCAUAUGGAUCAUGUCAUUCUUCUGUGUUGUCAUCAUCGAUAUUGAUUAUGGCCUCUUGAUUGGCAUCAUCACAUCGCUGCUGGUGCUUCGACGCUCACAGCACCCUAGAGCUGCAAGUCUUGGCCGUGUUCCAAACACUGAUGUUUAUUUAGAUGUCAACAAAUACUCUGAGGAAACUUCUCAGUAA
Molecule: messenger RNA, 1631 nt
Organism: Cherax quadricarinatus
Lineage: Eukaryota; Metazoa; Arthropoda; Malacostraca; Decapoda; Parastacidae
Source: RefSeq, a predicted model, not a curated record